Gastrolobium bilobum is the source of this 848-nucleotide messenger RNA. RefSeq lists its product as uncharacterized. The record is from RefSeq and is a predicted model, not a curated record. Gene Ontology annotation, cellular component: cytosol; TRAPP complex; cis-Golgi network membrane. Bases 57 to 656 code for a protein of 199 amino acids. NCBI's taxonomy places the organism in Eukaryota, Viridiplantae, Streptophyta, Magnoliopsida, Fabales, Fabaceae. The transcript has 5 exons. Gene Ontology annotation, biological process: intra-Golgi vesicle-mediated transport; endoplasmic reticulum to Golgi vesicle-mediated transport.
UUCACUCGUGAACACUUCGCAGAUCGCAGCAAAGCAAAGCUGAGUGAGCUCCGUCAAUGGCUCCCGUUGCACCCCGAUCAGGCGAUGCGAUUUUCGCGAACGUUGAACGCGUUAAUGCGGAACUGUUUACUUUGACGUAUGGGGCGAUUGUGCGUCAAUUGCUCACGGAUCUGGAAGAGGUUGAGGAGGUUAACAAGCAACUUGAUCAAAUGUACAAUUCUGAAUCUCUUUUCGGAAUUCAAUUUAUUUGGGGUUAUAAUAUUGGAAUCCGUUUGAUUGAUGAGUUUCUGGCUAAAUCUAAUGUCUCAAGGUGCGUUGAUUUCAGAGAGACUACUGAUGUAAUUGCAAAGGUUGGUUUUAAAAUGUUCCUUGGUGUUGCUGCAUCUGUGACCAAUUGGGAUGCUGAUGGGACAUGUUGUAGUAUUGUUUUGGAGGAUAAUCCUUUGGUAGACUUUGUUGAGCUUCCUGACACUUGUCAAGGUCUGUACUAUUGCAACAUCUUAAGUGGAGUCAUCAGAGGAGCCUUAGAUAUGGUGUCAAUGAAGACUGAGGUCACUUGGAUACGUGAUGUACUUCGAGGUGAUGAUGUGUUUGAGUUGCAGGUAAAACUUCUCAAGCAAGUACCAGAAGAGUAUCCAUACAAGGAUGAUGAGUGACAUUCUGUUUUGUAAUCUUGUAUACUCGAGGUUUUUGUUACUUCAUCUUUUCCCAAGUAUUAGACUAUCAUCUUUCUACCUUGUACUGUGUGUAUUUUGACGAAACUUUGGAUACGAUAGAAAAUCUUUGAUUAAAUCAUUAUGAUAUUAGCUUUGACAAAGGGCUGCAAUCUAUACUUAUUUCUGAAAGCC